Arabis nemorensis is the source of this 1266-nucleotide messenger RNA. The record is from the annotation of a GenBank genome assembly. Lineage: Eukaryota; Viridiplantae; Streptophyta; Magnoliopsida; Brassicales; Brassicaceae.
AUGGCGAAAUUAUUCCAUAGCCUCGUGUCUCUGAUUGUUGUCGGUCUCGUCGCGAUCGCCUCCGCCAAAGUUAUCUUCGAGGAGCGCUUUGAUGAUGAUGGAUGGGAGAGUAGAUGGGUUAAAUCUGAGUGGAAGAAAGAUGAUAAUACUGCUGGGGAGUGGAAACACACUUCAGGAAAUUGGUCUGGUGACGCUAACGAUAAAGGUAUCCAGACCAGUGAGGACUACAGAUUCUACGCCAUUUCAGCUGAGUUCCCUGAAUUCAGUAACAAGGACAAAACCUUAGUCUUCCAAUUCUCAGUCAAGCACGAGCAAAAGCUUGACUGUGGUGGUGGCUACAUGAAGCUGCUCAAUGCUGAUGUUGACCAGAAGAAAUUUGGUGGAGACACCCCAUACAGCAUCAUGUUUGGUCCCGAUAUCUGUGGCUACAGCACGAAGAAAGUGCAUGCUAUCCUUACCUACAAUGAUGCCAACCACCUGAUCAAGAAGGAUGUUCCAUGUGAAACUGACCAGCUCACCCAUGUUUACACAUUCAUCCUCCGCCCAGAUGCUACUUACGCCAUUCUCAUUGAUAAUGUUGAGAAGCAAACUGGUAGCCUAUACUCUGACUGGGAUCUUCUCCCACCAAAGAAGAUCAAGGACCCGAGCGCCAAGAAGCCUGAGGACUGGGACGAGCAAGAGUACAUUUCCGACCCUGAAGACAAAAAACCUGACGGAUACGAUGAUAUCCCAAAGGAGAUCCCAGACACCGAAGCAAAGAAGCCUGAGGACUGGGAUGAUGAAGAAGAUGGUGAGUGGACUGCCCCCACCAUUCCCAACCCUGAGUACAUGGGUGAAUGGAAGCCCAAGAAAACCAAGAACCCCAACUACAAGGGCAAGUGGGAGGCUCCAGAGAUUGACAACCCGGACUUCAAGGAUGACCCAGAGCUCUAUGUCUUCCCCACGCUGAAGUAUGUUGGAAUCGAAUUGUGGCAGGUGAAAUCAGGAUCAUUAUUCGACAAUGUCUUGAUCUGCGAUGACCCAGACUACGCCAAGAAGUUGGCCGAGGAAACAUGGGGCAAGCUCAAGGAUGCAGAGAAAGCAGCUUUCGAUGAGAUUGAGAAGAAGAAAGAGGAAGAGGAAUCGAAGGACGCUCCUCCUUCGGGCACUGAUGCUGAAGAUGAUGCAGAGGACGAUGAAGGUGAUGAAUCUGAUACUGAAUCUAAGACCGAUGAGACCAAACCAGAAGCUAGCUCCGAGAAAGAUGCCGCUCAUGAUGAGUUGUGA